AGACUCAAAGUAGACUACUAGAAGAACUCUUCCCAGCAAAAUGAUGAAACCGACUAUACCUGUCUCCCUUCACGUAUCAAUGAAUCAAUUUUGACUUCCUUUGAAUCACAUACAAUUCAAUUCAUACACAGUUACUUCAAUGGAGAGAUCGCCUAAAGAAACCUGGGAUGGAAUGCUCCCUGGUCCACCGUCGCGAUCCAACGGCGGAGCAGCCGAUCUCAGUUUCUCCGGUCUACUCGCUUACGCCACCGGCUGCAGCGUUGCCGUCGUAGAUUCCCGAUCAAUGCAACUAGUUUCCGUCCUUCCUCUUCCUCCUCCAUCUGGCAUCAACAGUACCAGUACCAGUAGCAGCAGCAGUUCGUCAUCUUCAUCUUCAUCUCUUUCCCCCUACGUAACCUCCGUCCGCUGGUCUCCUCAAUCUCUCCGUCGAGACAUUCUUUCUCAUGAUCCAUCAUCUACUUCUCAUCUCAUCCUCGCCGCAGGCGAUCGGCAAGGACGCAUUGCACUAUUGGAUCUCCGUAAGAGAACUCCUAUACUCUUCCUCGAAUCUGAAAAUUCUAAGGCGGGAAUCCAGGACAUCUGUUGGAUACAGGAUAGACAUGACUCAUGGAUUAUCGCUGCCUUAUCUGGUCCUUCAUUUCUUUCUCUCUAUGACGUCUCAACCGGUCGAUGCUUCUUCAAGUAUGACGCAUCGCCGGAAUUAUUCUCAUGCAUUCGAUUAGAUCCAUUUGAUUCCCGCCAUUUCUGCGCUUUAGGUCUCAAGGGAUUCUUAUUGUCAAUUGUGGUUCUAGGCCAGACAGAGAAUGAUGUUGUACUUAAGGAAAUUAAAGUGAAUACAGAUUAUUCGGAAUUGCAGAAGCUUGAAGCUGCAGCUGUUAGUGGUAAUGGAAUAUCAAUUUCAACGUCUCCGGCUCUUGCUGUAUUACCUACCUAUCUUGUGAGGUUUGCAUUUUCGCCGCAUUGGCGGAACAUUCUCUUCAUAACUUUUCCAAGGGAGCUGGUGGUGUUUGAUUUGCAGUAUCAGACGGCAUUAGCUGUGGCAUCACUGCCACGAAGCUUUGCGAAAUUCCUCGACGUUGUCCCAGAUCCGAAUCUUGAAUUGCUCUAUUGUGUACAUCUUGAUGGGAAACUUAGUACUUGGAGAAGAAAAGAAGAUGGACAGGUGCAGAUAAUGUGUACAAUGGAAGAACUGGUGCCGUCAAUUGGAACACCCGUCCCUUCUCCAUCUAUUCUUGUGGUGGCACUCUCUCAAAUAGAUUCUACCUUCCAUAAUAUUGUGAAACUAAACUCUGAUUAUUUUCUUGGUUCCGUCGAUGGGGAUUUUGACUCUCCUCUCAACUUCGAUGAUGAAUCUCUCCUCACUUCUAAGACACGAUUGCUAUGCAUAACGGACGAUGGAAAAAUAUGGAACUGGAUUCUGACUGCCCAAGGACCUUAUGAUGCUAAGAAGAAUACAUCUUCAGCUGCUGAUGAUGAUAGCGAUGUAGUGCCAGUCCUAGAGAAAAAACUGAACAGUAUUGUUUUGUCUGGUGAUCAACUUGCAAUAGAUACGUCUAAGUCACAAAAUAAUCUGAAUCCUAUUUCCACCGCCUCACAGAGCUUCACUGUCAGACUAGAAGAAAUGUCAUUCAAGAUUAGCUUAUCUGGACAGCUCAGCCUUCUUUCAUCCACAGUGACUAUACUAGCUGUACCAUCUCCAUCUCUAACUGCUACUUUGGGCCGUGGUGGCAAUGAUCCUGCUGUUGCGGUUCCUCUAGUUGCCCUGGGAACUCAAAGCGGUGUUAUUGAUGUGAUUGAUGUCUCUGCUAAUGCUGUUGCCGCAAGCUUUGCAGUUCAUAGUACAACUGUUAGGGGAUUAAGAUGGCUUGGGAAUUCUAAACUAGUUUCAUUCUCGUACAUUGAGGGGAAUGAAAGAACAGGUGGCUUUACAAAUAAGCUUGUUGUGACCUGUCUUCGAAGUGGCAUCAAUAAACCGUUUCGUGUUUUCCAGAAGCCAGAACGAACACCAAUUAGAGCUUUAAGAACUUCAUCAUCUGGAAGGUACCUUCUUAUUCUGUUCCGUGAUGCACCUGUAGAAGUCUGGAUUAUGACAAAGACUCCUGUAAUGCUUAGAUCAUUAGCUCUUCCUUUCACUGUAUUAGAGUGGACUUUGCCAACAGUUCCCCGUCCAACUCAAAGCGGACCAACCAGGCAAUGGCCAUUAAAAUCCACAAAUCAAACAGUAGCAGCUCCAACUGAAGUGUCUUCCCCAAAGGAAGCUUCUUCCACUGGUUCUAAUGAUUUGAGUUCAGAUGGAGCCCAGGAAACAUUUUCAGAGACUUUUGCAUUUGCUUUAGUAAACGGUGCACUUGGAGUAUUUGAGGUCCAGGGUCGAAAGAUACGAGAUUUCAGACCAAAAUGGCCUGCUUCUUCAUUUGUUACAACAGAGGGAUUGAUUACCGCCAUGGCAUACCGUAUCCCUCAUGUAGUUAUGGGAGACAGAGCAGGAAGCAUACGAUGGUGGGAUGUGACUACUGGACAAUCUUCAUCAUUCAAUACUCAUAGAGAUGGAAUUAGGAGAAUCAAAUUCUCACCCGUUGUCCCUGGAGAUCGUAGUCGCGGCCGCAUUGCUGUGCUCUUUUAUGACAAUACAUUUUCCGUUUUUGAUCUUGAUUCACCCGAUCCCUUGUCAAAUUCCCUUUUGCAACCUCAAUUUCCAGGAACCCUUGUGCUGGAACUUGACUGGUUGCCCUUACGAAUGGACAAGAACGAUCCCCUUGUUUUAUGUAUUGCUGGAGCUGACAGCAGCUUUCGCAUGUUCGAGAUUAAUAUAACUGAGAAUAGGCCUGGUGGUGGAACCCAAUCAAAAUCUUUGAAGGAGAGAUACCGUCCGACCCCCUUGUGUUGUCCUGUAUUGCUUCCGACACCACAUGCAUUGGCUUUGCGUAUGAUAUUGCAAUUGGGUGUCAAGCCAGCUUGGUUCAACACUAUUAGUACUGGCUUACACAGUAGCCAUAGUCAGAUUCCUGAUAUGCCUCCCAUAUCAGAUCUUCGAGAUUACAUGAUUGACCAAUCUCCUAUCGGCGACUCCGCAGCUCCAGAAAUGCUCCUGAAGGUACUUGAACCUUACAGGAAGGAAGGAUGUUUAUUUGAUGAUGAGAAGGCAAGAAUUUAUUCUUCUAUAGUGGAAAAAGGCUGCACCGCAAGAUUUGCUUUUGCAGCUGCAACUUUUGGAGAUAGUGCUGAAGCACUUUUUUGGUUUAAGCUACAUGAUGCUCUUAACCAUUUGAUGAAUAAGUUGGCUAAGAAGUCUUCACAAAAGGCAUCAUCAGUACCAGCUCCAACACCUGAACUCGAUGAUACAUCUCUUCUUAAUUUGAUUACCUUAAAGGGAAAAUCUGCAUCAUUCACAAGGAAGAGGGAUCCAUGUAAUGAUGGCCAACUAGCUUUGAUGGCUUUUGGACGGGAGGACUUGUUGGGAAGAGCUAACGAACGUAUAUCUUGGCAUGAUAAAUUGGCCGAUGAUGAAGCUAUUCAAAACCGUGUCCACGAGCUUGUUUCAGUUGGGAACUUUGAGAUGGCAGUCAGUUUAUUGCUUUCUACUCAUCCAGAGAGCUCUUAUUUUUAUCCAAAUGCUCUACGUGCAGUUGCUCUCUCAGCUGCAGUGUCUCGAUCUCUGCUUGAACUGGCAGUUAAGGUUGUUGCAGCCAAUAUGGUCGGAUCAGACAGGUCAAUGUCUGGAACACAUCUUCUGUGCGCUGUUGGAAGGUACCAGGAAGCAUGUUCUCAGUUACAAGAUGCUGGGUACUGGGAUGAUGCUGCAACCUUAGCUGCAACAUAUUUGACGGGAACUGAUUAUAUAAGGGUGAUUCAGAGAUGGGCUGCUCAUGUACUUCACGCAGAGCAUAACAUAUGGCGGGCAUUGAUCUUGUAUGUUGAAGCUGGUGCAUUGGCAGAUGUGUUAUCCGCACUUCGUGAUGCUCAGCAACCAGACACGGCAGCUAUGUUCAUACUUGCUUGCCGUGAAAUCUAUUCCGACUUUGUAUCAAAUUUAGCUCCGACAGAAGAAAACGCAACAGCCUCAUCAUUCAUUUUGCCAGGUUUGGAUCCUGAAAAGGAAGAAGUUGUUGCUGUUGGAGAAUACUUUGGUCAGUACCAAAGGAAACUCAUCCAUCUAUGCAUGGAUUCCCACCCAUUUUCUGACUGACCUCUCUUCUUUCUUGUAUGUUUCCCCAAAAAUAUUUUUUUAUUUCAAAUAUAUAUAUAUCAUUUAUUAAUUUAUGUUUUGUAUAUUGUGUUAUGUUAACAUUGGGAUUUAAAAAAAACAUUUUUAAUUGGGGUUACAAAAUA
Molecule: messenger RNA, 4329 nt
Organism: Impatiens glandulifera
Lineage: Eukaryota; Viridiplantae; Streptophyta; Magnoliopsida; Ericales; Balsaminaceae
Product: WD repeat-containing protein 11-like
Exons: 20
Coding region: 140-4186 (1348 amino acids)
Cellular component (GO): cytoplasm
Molecular function (GO): protein binding
Source: RefSeq, a predicted model, not a curated record